Chilo suppressalis (striped riceborer) is the source of this 3843-nucleotide messenger RNA. Lineage: Eukaryota; Metazoa; Arthropoda; Insecta; Lepidoptera; Crambidae. The record is from the annotation of a GenBank genome assembly.
CAAAACUUUUCCAACCAAUGAGAAGCAAGAUACGGUUAGCGGAAGUAGGUAUAGCUAUUUAAAACAACGCCUUUUUAAAACUCACAUUGAUUUUAUUUAGAAAUGUUUAAUCAUACAUUGAUAUUUAUGUACCUACUCACAUUUUAGGGUAAUGUAAUGUUAUAGGAUAAAUACGAAACAAUAUUAUGAAAAAAUUCCGGAAGUGCCAUACAAGUUUCAUAUUUUAACAAAUAUUUAAAUCUUUCAUUAAUAAAAAUUGCAGUAAGACUAGUAGGUAUUAUAGUUUUAUUUAAAUAAGGAUUACAAAACAAUUGAGGAAUUUGAUUAACUGGCCUGGAAGCAUAAUAUUAAUAGGUAAUAACUUCCGUCUCUACACCGGAACCGAUUAAUGGGAUUCAACUUCAAGCACGCUUUGUGUUUAUAAAUUGGCGCGAAAAGAUAAAAUUACCUGCGAUUAAUCCAUGGUGGACGAUAUGGAAAUGAUGGAAUCUUUAGUAAUAUAGUCCAUACUCCUAUGCCUUAUUUAAUGAUUUAAAUAUUAAUAGACCCAUAGUUUACUAUACUUAUUUCUUAUUAAUAAAAUGCUAUGAAACAUUGUAUGAAACAAAAAUCAUAUUACAUUCGUACCAUCCUUAACGUUAUAUUUAGUCCCGUAGAAAAAUUUGAAAAUUCUUAACUUUUAAAAACAUAAUAAAGACCUAAGUAAGGUAGUUAAACAAGUAUUUAAUGUGAUGAAAAUACUUAUAACCUAAAAAUUUCAUGAAACAAUGGUCAAUUUUCAAACCAUUUCUUGUACUUUAUACGCUGUGCGGUGCUUAUGUACGCAAAGAUGAUGUUUGAAUAUAGUAUCUCUUGUCUUAAUGGUGACAAAUCCACUGCGAUUGAAAGAUAGCAUUGUGUUUGUUUGUGCUAUUGUGAGAAUUUUAUUUACAUUCAAUCCAGUGUGUAGUGAGCGGUUCCGAAGGUAGGACGUUGUCGCCGCGUCCUCGUACGGCUGUAACUUUCACGCAAAAAUAGUAUUUCGUAUGCUUAAGUUUCUCAAUAAGACACUUCCUGUAUUUAUUGACGUAAAAUGUGGAUGUGAACAGUGCAAUUGACUUGUGAAUUUGAAUUGUUUUGUUUCUAGUUUCUCUCUAAUGGGAGAAAUUAAGAUCGGCAGGAUGUUGCUCAGCGCGAUGUGCGUUGUAGCAUGCGCCAGCGCAGCGACCGCUCUGCGCGUGGGAGCUGGCAUCGCUGACGUCACAGGCCCUCCAGCAGAAGUCGCAUUCAUGGGAUACGCGAACUUCGAGCAGGUCGGCCACGGAGUCCACCUGCGCCAGUUCUCCAGAGCGUUCGUGUUUGAGGACGAGGGCAGCGGGCAGAGGGUGGUGUUCGUCAGUGUCGACGCCGCCAUGAUGGGCAACGGAGUAAGGAAAGAGGUGUUAAAAAGACUGCAGAAGCGUUACGGCAGCGUCUACACGGAGCAGAACGUAAUCCUGAGCGGCACCCACACGCAUUCCACGCCCGGCGGGUUCUUGAUGGACUUCCUCUUCGACCUGCCCAUCCUGGGGUUCGUCAAGGAGACUUAUGCCGCCUAUAUCAUUGGCAUUUAUAAGAGCAUAGUGAUGGCUCACAGUAAACUAGCUCCAGCUAGGGUGGAAUAUGGGGAGAUAGAAAUAGUAGAUGCCAACAUAAACAGAUCGCCGACAUCGUAUUUGAGGAAUCCGCCCGAAGAAAGAGCUAAAUACAAAUACGACACAGACAAGACGCUCGCGCAGCUCCGUUUCCUCUCACCUUCGAAUUCCAUCAUCGGCGUCAUCAACUGGUACGCGGUGCACCCCACCAGCAUGAACAAUACCAACAAGUUGAUCUCCUCCGACAACGUGGGCUACGCGGCCGUCUUGAUGGAGAAAGAGCUCAACGGGAACAAUACUCAGCCAGGAAAGGGCAACAUAGUAUGUGCGUUCGCAUCAACAAACCUAGGCGACGUGUCUCCCAACACGCGCGGACCUAGAUGCGAGUACUCCCGCGCCGUCUGCGACCAGGAGUCGUUGCUGUGUAAGGGCAAGAACGAACGAUGCUUCGCGUCCGGCCCCGGACGAGACAUGUUCGACAGUACCAGAAUGAUUGCUACUAAGCUGUUCGAGGGAGCCAUGAAAGUACUGGAACAGCCUGGCGAGGACGUGACGAGUGGGCCCGUGGGCAUGGUUCAUCAGUUCGUGGAGAUGCCCAAACAGGAAGCCUAUGUCUUCGACCCUCUCACUGACACCUUUAACACGAGUGCUAAAGUCCACGGCUGCUUGCCCGCGAUGGGGUACAGUUUCGCAGCCGGAACUACCGACGGGCCCGGCCUCUUCGACUUCCGGCAGGGGACCGUCUCCGGCAACCCAUUGUGGAAUGCUGUGCGGGACUUCCUGGCCGAACCCACGCCAGAAGACGUGGAAUGCCAAGCGCCUAAACCAAUCCUGCUGGCUACCGGGAGGAUGAAGUUUCCGUACGAGUGGCAACCGCGCGUCGUAUCAUGCAGCGUGGCUCGCGUGGGAGGCGCCCUACUGGCCGCUGUACCCGGAGAGUUCACCACCAUGUCGGGCCGUCGCAUGCGGAGACUGCUGGCUUCCACUGCCAGCACUGCGGGCGCCACGCACGUCAUAUUAGCGGGACUGUCCAACGUUUACUCCGACUACAUCGCCACCUACCAGGAGUACCAGGCUCAACGAUACGAGGCUGCUUCUACAAUAUUCGGACCACACACUUUGGAAAUCUAUCUUAACAAAUACAAAGAACUUACCGAGGCGUUGCUUAACGGUACACCAGUGGAGCCGGGUCCGUCGCCGCCAGACUUCAGCGAUCAGCUCAUCACUUUGGUCCCCCCCGUGUUGUGGGACGCGGCGCCGUGGGGUCACGAGUUUGGGGACUGCCUGCGCCAGCCGCGAUCCAGGUACAGCUGGGGGGACACCGUCACUGCUACGUUUGUUUCCGGCCACCCUCGUAACAGCAUCAGGCAUGGCCGAACAUAUAUGACGGUGGAGAAACUGGUAUCUGAACAGGACGACGCGUGGACAGUAGUCGCUACUGACGCCGACUGGGAUACCAAGUACAUAUGGAAGCGCAACUCCAAGAUAUUGGGCACCAGCGAAGCAGAAGUCGAAUGGGAAAUCCCCGAAGGGACUCCCCCGGGAACUUACCGACUCCAUCACUAUGGCAACUACAAGUACAUCCUCGGCGGCAUCUACCCUUACCAUGGCUUCUCAGACUCUUUCGAAGUCACAUAAAGAUUACUCACCAUCAACGAAAGGUUUCCAAAUAUAAAGAAAAGCACCAUGUUUAGCUUAUUCAAUCCGAUUGAGGAUAAUUUUGUUGAUAGAUGUUGCCAAAUGUAUAAUAUAGUCAUAAUUAUAAUAAGAAAGGUGAUUACGUAUUUCGCGUGUAGUGUAAGUAAUUAUUUUUUAUUUUUGAUACAAAUUGUAACAUACGUAACCUACAUAAUACAUAUUAUUUUAUUGAAAUCGUCUGAAGUGCUACAAAAUAAUAAGAACAAAUAGUUAACUCUAUAAACAGCUUUUAAGCUCCUUUAGUUAAGUAAAAUAAUGUCUGGAUUUUCAUGGCCUUUUAAAAAAGGGUAUUUUACUCUACUUGGGAAACAAAUCUUUAAAUGUAUUAUGGCGAUAGUUUAGGCAAAAGUGUUAGUUUCAGUUCAUAAAAUAACCAAAUGAAUUUUUAAAUUCAAUGGUGCCAAUUCUGGCGUGAUUCUCUAAACUUAAAACUAAAUUUAACAUCAGUCUCUCCUUUUCAUUCUAUAUAGAGAGUGACAGGGAUACACUGCUGUCAAAUUUAAGUUUAGGUUUAGAAUGCUAGAAUCGACAC